Molecule: messenger RNA, 11019 nt
Organism: Orycteropus afer afer
Lineage: Eukaryota; Metazoa; Chordata; Mammalia; Tubulidentata; Orycteropodidae
Gene: SPEN
Product: spen family transcriptional repressor
Exons: 15
Coding region: 1-11019 (3672 amino acids)
Biological process (GO): regulation of transcription by RNA polymerase II
Cellular component (GO): nucleus
Molecular function (GO): mRNA binding
Source: RefSeq, a predicted model, not a curated record
AUGGUCCGGGAAACCAGGCACCUCUGGGUGGGCAACUUACCGGAGAAUGUGCGGGAAGAGAAGAUCAUCGAGCAUUUCAAACGAUAUGGCCGCGUGGAAAGUGUCAAAAUUCUCCCCAAGAGGGGAUCUGAAGGAGGAGUGGCUGCCUUUGUGGAUUUUGUGGACAUCAAAAGUGCACAGAAAGCUCACAACUCAAUCAACAAAAUGGGAGAUAGAGACCUACGCACGGAUUAUAAUGAACCAGGCACCAUUCCGAGUGCUGCUCGGGGAUUGGAUGAUACAGUUUCCAUAGCAGCUCGUAGUAGAGAGGUUUCUGGGUUCAGAGGAGGUGGUGGAGGGCCUGCUUAUGGCCCGCCACCAUCACUUCAUGCGCGAGAAGGACGUUAUGAGCGGAGACUUGAUGGGGCUUCAGAUAACAGGGAGCGUGCUUAUGAACAUAGUGCCUAUGGACACCAUGAACGGGGGACAGGAGCGUUUGAUCGGACAAGACAUUACGAUCAGGAUUACUAUAGAGAUCCUCGAGAGCGGACUUUACAACAUGGGCUAUAUUAUACUUCUCGGAGUCGAAGUCCAAACCGCUUUGAUACUCAUGACCCCCGAUAUGAACCUAGGGUUCGGGAGCAGUUUACACUGCCCAGUGUGGUACACAGGGAUAUCUACAGGGAUGAUAUUACCCGGGAGGUACGAGGCAGAAGGCCAGACCGGAAUUACCAGCACAGCAGGAGUCGGUCACCACAUUCAUCCCAGUCUAGAAAUCAGUCUCCCCAGAGACUGGCUAGCCAAGCAUCUAGACCCACAAGGUCCCCUAGCGGCAGCGGCUCUAGGAGUAGAUCCUCCAGUAGUGAUUCAUUCAGCAGCAGCAGUAGUACCAGCAGUGACAGCAGUGAUUCCAGCAGUACUUCAAGUGAUGACUCUCCAGCCCGAUCUGUUCAAUCUGCAGCUGUCCCAGCACCCACUUCCCAGUUACUUUCAUCUCUGGAAAAAGAUGAACCCCGUAAAAGUUUUGGGAUCAAGGUUCAGAAUCUACCAGUACGCUCCACAGAUACAAGCCUUAAAGAUGGUCUUUUCCAUGAAUUUAAGAAAUUUGGAAAGGUGACAUCAGUGCAAAUACAUGGAACUUCAGAAGAGAGGUAUGGUCUGGUAUUCUUUCGACAGCAAGAGGACCAAGAGAAAGCACUGACUGCGUCAAAAGGAAAACUUUUCUUUGGCAUGCAGAUUGAAGUAACAGCAUGGAUAGGGCCAGAAACAGAAAGUGAAAAUGAAUUUCGCCCCUUGGAUGAAAGGAUAGAUGAAUUUCACCCCAAAGCAACAAGAACUCUCUUUAUUGGUAACCUUGAAAAAACUACUACAUACCAUGACCUUCGCAACAUCUUCCAGCGCUUUGGAGAAAUUGUGGAUAUUGAUAUUAAGAAAGUAAAUGGAGUUCCUCAGUAUGCAUUCUUACAAUACUGUGAUAUUGCCAGUGUUUGUAAGGCUAUUAAGAAGAUGGAUGGGGAGUACCUUGGAAAUAAUCGCCUCAAGCUGGGUUUUGGAAAGAGCAUGCCUACAAACUGUGUGUGGUUAGAUGGGCUAUCUUCAAACGUGUCGGAUCAGUAUUUAACACGACAUUUCUGCCGCUAUGGGCCCGUGGUAAAGGUGGUGUUUGACCGCUUAAAAGGCAUGGCCCUCGUUCUCUACAAUGAAAUUGAAUAUGCACAAGCAGCUGUAAAAGAGACCAAGGGGAGGAAAAUCGGUGGGAAUAAAAUUAAGGUGGAUUUUGCAAAUAGGGAAAGUCAGUUGGCAUUUUAUCAUUGCAUGGAGAAAUCUGGCCAAGAUAUCAGAGACUUUUAUGAAAUGUUAGUAGAAAGAAGAGAAGAGCGAAGGGCAUCCUAUGACUAUAACCAGGAUCGUACAUAUUAUGAGAAUGUUCGUACUCCAGGGACGUACCCUGAGGAUUCCAGACGGGACUAUCCAGCUCGAGGGAGAGAAUUUUACUCAGAAUGGGAGACUUACCAAGGAGACUAUUACGAAUCACGCUAUUAUGAUGAUCCUCGGGAAUACAGGGAUUACAGGAAUGAUCCUUAUGAACAAGAUAUUCGGGAAUACAGUUACAGGCAACGGGAACGAGAAAGAGAACGUGAAAGAUUUGAGUCUGACCGGGACAGAGACCAUGAGAGGAGGCCAAUUGAACGAAGUCAGAGUCCAGUCCACUUACGACGUCCACAGAGUCCUGGAGCAUCUCCCUCACAGUCAGAGAGGUUGCCCAGUGAUUCUGAGAGGAGGAUGUAUAGUCGGUCCUCAGACCGCAGUGGAAGCUGUAGUUCACUCUCCCCUCCAAGGUAUGAUAAACUUGAGAAACCGCGUCAGGAACGCUAUACGAAAAAUGAAAAGACAGAGAAAGAGCGAACUUUUGAUCAUCCUGAGAGGGGGGAGAGAGAGCGACGCUUAAUAAGAAAGGAAAAAGUAGAAAAGGACAAAACUGACAAGCAGAAACGAAAAGGAAAAAUUCAUUCCCCUAGUUCUCAGUCUUCAGAAACAGACCAAGAAAAUGAGAGAGAACUGAGCCCUGAAAAACCAAGGAGCUCUAAUAAGCUAAGCAGAGAGAAAGCUGACAAAGAAGGAAUAGCAAAAAACCGCCUUGAACUCAUGCCUUGUGUAGUUUUGACUCGAGUGAAAGAAAAAGAGGGGAAGGUUAUUGACCACACUGCUUUUGAAAAGCUAAAAACCAAGCUUGAUAACGACACUGGAAAGUCGUCUGCUCUAGAUCAGAAACUUCAGGUCUCUCAAACUGAGCCUGCAAAAUCUGACAUGUCUAAAGUGGAAUCUGUUAGAAUGAAGGUACCAAAGGAAAAGGGCCUUUCCAGCCACGUAGAAGUAGUAGAGAAAGAAGGCAGGCUUAAGCCCAGGAAACACCUGAAACCAGAGCAGACUGUUGACGGGCUCAGUGCCGUGGAUCUGGAGAAAUUGGAAGCUAGGAAAAGGCGUUUUGCAGAUUCAAAUUUGAAAGCAGAACGGCAGAAAUCAGAAGUCAAGAAAAGCAGCCCAGAGAUGGAAGACACUAGGGUACUUUUGAAAAAGCAGCCUGACUUAACAUCUAGAGAUAUUGUUCUGCUAAGGGAAGCUGACUCUGAAAGAAAGCCUGUGAGGAAAGAAAUCCUUAAAAGAGAAUCCAAAAAAAUCAAACUGGAUAGACUUAAUACUGUCCCCAGCCCCAAAGACUGUCAGGAGCUUGCUAGUAUUUCUCUUGGAGCUGGCUCAAGGCCAAGCUCAGACCUACAAGCAAGGCUGGGAGAACCAGUAGGUGAAUCUGCGGAAAAUCAAGAAAUCCAAUCAAAAAAACCCACUUCCUCGAAACCACAGCUCAAACAGCUACAGUUAUUAGAUGAUCAAGGAUCAGAGAGGGAGGAUGUUAGGAAGAACUAUUGCCAUGUUCAUGAUGAGACACCUGAACGUAAAUCAGGCCAAGAGAAACCACAUUCAGUAAAUGCUGAAGAAAAAAUUGGCAUCGAUAUUGAUCACACACAGAGUUACCGAAAACAAAUGGAACAGAGUCGUAGAAAGCAGCAGAUGGAGAUGGAAAUAGCCAAGUCUGAGAAGUUUGGCAGUCCUCAAAGAGAUGUAGAUGAAUAUGAAAGGCGUAGCCUGGUUCACGAGGUGGGCAAACCCCCUCAGGAUGUCACUGAUGACUCUCCUCCCAGCAAAAAGAAAAGGCUGGAUCAUGUUGAUUUUGAGAUCUGCAGCAAAAGAGAGAGGAAUUACAGAAGUUCCCGCCAAAUUAGUGAAGAUUCUGAAAGGACUGGUGGUUCUCCCAACAUCCGACACGGUUCUUUCCAUGAAGAUGAUGACCACCUCGGCUCUCCUCGGUUAAUGUCAGUAAAAGGGUCCCCUAAAAUAGAUGAAAAAGGUCUCCCCUAUUCUAAUAUAAUAGUCAGAGAAGAGUCCCUAAAAUUUAAUCCCUAUGAUUCCAGCAGGCGAGAACAGAUGGCAGACAUGGCCAAGAUAAAGCUAUCUGUCUUGAAUUCUGAAGAUGAACUAAAUCGUUGGGACUCUCAAAUGAAACAAGAUGCUAGCAGAUUUGAGGUGAGUUUCCCAAACAGCAUAAUUAAGAGAGACAGCCUUCGAAAGAGGUCUGUACGAGACUUGGAACCUGGUGAGGUGCCUUCUGAUUCUGAUGAAGAUGGUGAACACAAAUCCCACUCCCCCAGAGCCUCUUCAUUAUAUGAAAGUUCCCGGUUGUCUUUUUUAUUGAGGGACAGAGAAGAAAAACUACGUGAGCGAGAUGAAAGACUCUCUAGUUCUUUAGAAAGGAACAAAUUCUAUUCUUUUGCGUUGGAUAAGACAAUCACACCAGACACUAAGGCUUUGCUUGAAAGAGCCAAAUCUCUCUCUUCAUCUAGAGAAGAAAAUUGGUCUUUUCUUGAUUGGGACUCUCGAUUUGCUAAUUUUCGAAACAACAAAGAUAAAGAAAAGGUGGACUCUGCUCCAAGACCCAUUCCAUCUUGGUACAUGAAAAAGAAGAAAAUUAGGACUGAUUCUGAAGGAAAAAUGGAUGAUAAAAAAGAGGACCAUAAAGAAGAAGAACAGGAAAGGCAAGAAUUAUUUGCUUCUCGUUUUUUACACAGCUCAAUCUUUGAACAAGACUCCAAGCGACUACAGCAUCUAGAGAGAAAAGAUGAAGACUCUGACUUCAUUUCUGGUAGGUUAUAUGGGAGGCAGACAUCUGAUGGAGCAAACAGCACAACUGAUGUAAUUCAAGAGCCAGUUGUUCUAUUUCAUAGCAGAUUUAUGGAACUCACACGAAUGCAGCAGAAAGAAAAAGAAAAAGACCAAAAGCCCAAAGAGAGUGAGAAACAGGAAGAUACAGAGAAUCAACCCAAGACUCCAGAAUCUGCUUCUGAGAAUAAAGAAUCAGAACUGAAAAUGUCAUCUUCAGUUGGGCCUCCUGUUGUCACAGUUGUAACUCCAGACUCGGUACCUCCAUCACUAGAGAAGACAACCAGUGAGAAAGCAGUGGAGGCACCUUCAGCAGCAGAAGAGAAGCCUGUGGAGCCUGCCUUGGUCUCAGAAGAAGCAAAUCCUGUGUCUGACCUGGCUCCUGUCCCUGUGGAACAACCUGAACAAGUAAACUUGCCCCCAGGAAUGGACACCAAUAAAGAUGCUGCUGUGACUCCAUUAGUAAUUGAAGAAAGCUCAUCAGCUGACCAGCUGCCUUAUCUGGAUACCAAGCCUCCAACUCCUGGGGCCUCAUUUUCCCAAGUAGAGAUCAGUGUAGAUUCAGAACCUGACAGUACCCUACUACUUCCCAAGUCAACCCAGAAGUCUGAGGAAGCCAGUGAGCCAAAGGCAGAAAAGCCAGACUCAGCUGAUAAUGUUGAGCCUAAAGCAAAUCAGAAAGCUGAAGUUGUUCCUGAGGUCCACCCCCAGGCUGCUGAAGAUGUAGAGGCUGAGCCUCCAGUUGCUGCAAAAGACAAAAAGCCAAGCAAAAGUAAACGUUCCAAAACCCCAGUUCAGGCAGCUGUAGCAAGCAUUGUGGAGAAGCCUGUCACGAGGAAGAGUGAGAGAAUAGACCGGGAAAAACUAAAGCGGUCCAGCUCUCCUCGGGGAGAAGCACAGAAACUGUUAGAAUUGAAGAUGGAGGCAGAGAAGAUUACAAGGACUGCUUCGAAAACCUCUGCUGGGGACCCUGAACACCCUGAGCCAAGUUUGCCCCUCAGCCGGACAAGGCGCCGAAAUGUAAGGAGCGUUUAUGCGACUAUGGGUGACCAUGAAAGCCGCUCUCCAGUAAAAGAACCCACAGAGCAGCCAAGACUGACCAGAAAAAGACUGGAGCGAGAACUUCAGGAAGCUGCAGCAGUUCCUACGACCCCGCGGAGGGGAAGGCCUCCUAAAACACGCCGCCGAGCUGAUGAAGACGAGGAGACUGAGGUGAAAGAACCAGCUGAAACACUCAAACCAGCUGAGGGAUGGCGAUCCCCUCGAUCUCAAAAAUUAGUAGCUGCCAGUGGCCCACAAGGGAAGGGAAAGGGAAAAAAUGAACCAAAAGUUGAUGCUUUUGCUGAACGUCCUGAGGCUGCCACUGAGGUGGGUUUUCAAAUGAAUGUGAAAGAAAACAACACAAAAUCCAAACCUGAUAAAGAAGCAGCAGGAAGUGAACAGAAACAGGAUAGAAAAGAGAUCAGCACAGAUAAAAACCCACCUGAAACUCCCCCAGUUGAGGUGGUGGAGAAAAAAACAGCCCCUGAAAAAAACUCCAAAUCAAAGAGAGGAAGAUCUCGAAACUCCAGGUCAGCAGCAGACAAAUCUGCAAACCUGAGGAACGUGGAUGCUAAUGCAGGUGCCAGUGCAGCCACAGGGUCUGUGGGGCUGGCAGGAGAGCAGGACACUGAGGUUAGGGCAGUCUCCCCCGAGAAAAGCGAGGGUCCCCAAAAGGAGAGUAGCCUGUCAUCCCAGUUGAAGAGUGAUCUUAUUGAUCAGAACAAGGAACCAGAGAAGGAAAAUGUGUCUGACUCUAAGCUGUGCCCAGAAGCAACACAGUUGGCCAAGCAGAUGGAGCUGGAGCAAGCUGUGGAGAACAUUGCAAAGCUCACAGAAACGUCAGUUGCUACAGCCUACAAAGCAUCAGCUGCAGAUGCACCUGAGGGCCUUGCCACGGAGGACAGAGACAAGCCAGCCCAUCAAGCAAGUGAAACAGAACUUGCUGCAGCCAUUGGCUCCAUCAUCAAUGACAUUUCUGGGGAGCCAGAAAACUUCACAGCUCCUCCCACAUACCCUGCAGAGUCUCAACCAGAUGUCCAGCCCCAUCCUCAAGGGUUACAGCCUCCUGAGGAAGGAAUGGAGCCUGAGACAGAUGAGGCUGUAUCUGGCAUCUUGGAGACUGAGGCUGCCACAGAAUCUUCUGGGCCACCCAUCAGUGCUCCUGACACCUCUGUAGGCCCAGCAGACACCAAGGAAGUCAGAGGGAAUGGCAGUGAACCCUCCCAUCCAGUGCAAGAAGCCAAAGGGUUCAAAGAAGCAGAAGUUGCUCGGAAAGACAAAGGACGCCAGAAGACAACCAGAUCGCGCCGCAAACGGAAUACAAACAGGAAAGCAGGGGCUGUGGCAGAGCCCCAUACCUCCAAGUCUGAUCAGCCUCAAAGCAAGAGUCCAGCUGUAAACGAGGGAACAAUGCUACAAGCCCCAGAAACUCCACAGGAAGAAAAGCCGAGUGAAAAGCCCCACUCCACUCCUCCUGAGCCGUGUGUGUCUGACCCAAGCAAGACUCCACCCAGGGAGACUAUAUCCCAGGAGAGUACCAUUGAGGAAAAGACACCAACCAGAGGGUCUGCACCCCCUGACCUACUACCUACCCCUUCUCAGCCAGCACUAGGAGAUGAUGACCAGCAAGCCAGAUUCAAGGUACAUUCAAUUAUUGAAAGUGACCCAGUAACUCCACCCAGUGACUCUAGCAUGCCCACCCCCACAAUUCCUUCUGUAGCUACAGCAAAGCUCCCUGCCCCUGUCACCUCUACUGGGAUCCCACAUCAGAGUUCCCCUCCUAAGGUGACAGAAUGGAUGACGAGGCAGGAAGAGCCGCGGGCUCAGUCCACACCAUCUCCAGCUCUUCCUCCAGACACAAAAGCCUCUGAUAUGGACACCAGCUCCAGUACGCUGAGAAAGAUCCUCAUGGACCCCAAAUAUGUGUCUGCCACGGCCAUCACUUCCACAAGUGUCACUGCCUCCAUCGCAGAGCCUGUCAGUGCCACCCCCUGCCUACAUGAAGCACCACCCCCUCCCAUUGAACCUAAAAAGCCUCUUUCAGAAGAAAAACCAGCAGCUCCAGUAGUCAACACCUCUGAUACACAAGCCUCAGAGGUUCCAGUAGCCACUGAUAAAGAAAAGACCGCGCAAGUUAUUGCUCCCAAAAUUACUUCUGUCAUUAGCCGGAUGCCUGUCAGCAUUGAUUUAGAGAAUUCCCAGAAGAUAACGCUGGCAAAACCUGCUCCUCAGACUCUGACUGGCCUGGUGAGUGCCCUGACUGGCCUGGUGAAUGUCUCACUGGUUCCAGUGAAUGCCCUGACUGGCCCAGUGAAUGCUUUGAAAGCGCCUGUGAAGGGCUCAGUGACAACACUGAAAGGUCUGGUGAACACUCCUGCUGGUCCUGUGAAUGUCCUCAAGGGGCCAGUGAAUGUCCUCACAGGACCCGUGAAUGUUCUCACCACUCCAGUGAAUGCCGCUGUGGGCACAGUGAACGCCACCCCAGGGGCAGUGAACACAGCCACAGGUGCAGUGAAUGCCGCCACAGGUGCAGUGACUGUCACAGCAGGGGCGGUAACUGCAGCAUCUGGUGCUGUGACUGCCACAGCAGGUGCAGUGACCAUGGCAGCAGGGGCAAUGAUCACACCACCGGCAAAAUGCAAGCAGAGAACAAGCACUAACGAAAAUAGCCGGUUCCACCCGGGAUCGAUGUCUGUGAUUGAUGACCGCCCUGCUGACACGGGCUCUGGUGCUGGACUGCGUGUGAACACCUCAGAAGGGGUUGUACUCCUGAGCUAUUCAGGGCAGAAGACUGAAGGCCCACAGCGGAUCAGUGCCAAGAUUAGUCAGAUCCCCCCAGCAAGUGCAAUGGACAUUGAAUUCCAGCAGUCAGUGUCCAAGUCCCAGGUCAAACCUGAUUCUGUCACACCAUCUCAGCCUGCACCCAAGGGCCCUCAAGCACCUUCAGGCUAUGCAAAUGUGGCCACCCACUCUACUCUGGUAUUAACGGCCCAGACGUAUAAUGCAUCUCCUGUGAUUUCAUCUGUGAAGGCUGAUCGUCCAUCCUUGGAGAAGCCUGAGCCUAUUCACCUCUCUGUGUCCACACCGGUCACCCAAGGUGGCACAGUGAAGGUGCUCACCCAGGGUAUAAAUACACCUCCAGUGCUGGUUCACAACCAGCUGGUACUCACCCCAAGCAUAGUCACCACUAAUAAAAAGCUUGCUGACCCUGUGACCCUCAAAAUAGAGACCAAGGUCCUUCAGCCGGCUAGCCUAGGGUCAACUCUCACGCCCCAUCACCCUCCUGCUCUGCCCAGCAAACUGCCUGCAGAUGUGAACCAUGUAAAUUCAGGGCCCAGCACCCCAACAGACCGAACAGUCUCCCAUUUGGCAGUCACAAAGCCAGACUCACAUCCUUCUCGACCAAGUGGGCCUGCUCCGUCCCCAUUCCCAAGGGCUUGUCACCCCAGCAGCACUGCAUCCACAGCUCUCUCCACCAAUGCCACAGUCAUGUUGGCAGCAGGCAUUCCUGUGCCACAAUUUAUCUCUAGUUUACAUCCUGAGCAGUCUGUCAUCAUGCCUCCCCAUAGCAUCACCCAGACUGUCUCUCUCAGCCACUUAUCUCAGGGUGAAGUGAGAAUGAACACACCCACGCUGCCCAGCAUCACCUAUAGCAUCCGGCCAGAGACGCUCCAUUCUCCCCGGGCCCCACUGCAGCCCCAGCAGAUAGAGGUCAGGGCUCCGCAGCGUGCAGGCACACCCCAGCCAGCCCCGGCAGGUGUGCCUGCUCUGGCUUCCCAGCACCCUCCAGAGGAAGAAGUGCACUACCACCUCCCUGUUGCUCGCGCUACGGCCCCUGUGCAGUCAGAAGUGCUUGUCAUGCAGUCUGAAUACCGGCUACACCCAUACACGGUGCCACGGGACGUGAGGAUCAUGGUGCAUCCACAUGUGACUGCAGUCAGUGAGCAGCCCAGGGCUGCAGAGGGUGUGGUAAAGGUGCCUCCAGCCAGCAAGGCCCCUCCGCAACCAGGGAAGGAAGCUGUCAAGACAACUGAUACCAAAGCAGCACCUGCUUCUCAUGGUGAAGCCCGCAUCCUCACUGUCACCCCCAGCAACCAGCUGCAGGGGCUGCCACUGACCCCUCCUGUGGUGGUGACCCACGGGGUGCAGAUAGUGCACUCAAGCGGGGAACUGUUCCAGGAGUACAGGUAUGGCGACAUCCGGGCCUACCACACGCCUGCUCAGCUCACUCACACUCAGUUUCCUGCUGCCUCCACCAUCGGCCCACCUUCCCGGACCAAGACUCCUACUCAGGGCCCUCCGUCUGAAGGGGAGCCCUUGCAGCCUGCUCAGCCUGCCCCAUCACCUACGCAGCCUGUUCCGCCCACCCCGUCCACACAGCCUGCCCAGCCCAUGCAGCCCUCCCAGCUAAGCCAGCCCAGCCAGCCACUGAGCAGCAAAAUGCCUCAAGUCUCCCAGGAGGCGAAGGGGACCCAGACAGGAGUUGUUGAGCAACCUCGCCUCCCAACUGUACCUACAAACAGGCCAGCUGAGCCUCAUUCCCAGAUUCCGAGGGCCCAGGUGGAAACAGGCCAGACUUCCCAUCCCUCUCCUGUGUCUAUCUCUAUGAAGCCUGAUCUCCCAGUCUCUCUUCCUGCUCAGGCUGCCCCAAAGCAGCCAUUGUUUGCCCCUACAAUCUCUGGGCCCAGCACCCCACCAGGACUGGCUCUGGUGCACCAGGAAGCUCAGCCCACCCCCAAACAAGAUUCCUCUCCACACUUGACUUCCCAGAGACCAGUGGACAUGGUUCAACUUCUGAAGAAGUACCCCAUCGUGUGGCAGGGCCUUCUGGCUCUGAAGAAUGACACAGCUGCUGUGCAGCUCCACUUUGUCUCUGGCAACAAUGUCCUGGCUCAUCGUUCCCUUCCCCUCUCUGAGGGGGGGCCCCCACUGAGGAUCGCCCAGAGGAUGCGGCUGGAGGCCUCACAACUGGAAGGGGUUGCCCGGAGGAUGACGGUGGAAACAGAUUAUUGCCUGCUGCUGGCUCUGCCCUGCGGCCGUGACCAAGAGGAUGUCGUGAAUCAAACCGAGUCCCUCAAGGCAGCCUUCAUCACCUAUCUGCAGGCCAAGCAGGCAGCAGGGAUCAUCAAUGUUCCUAACCCUGGCUCCAACCAGCCCGCCUAUGUGCUGCAGAUCUUUCCACCCUGCGAGUUCUCAGAGAGUCACCUGUCCCGUUUGGCCCCUGACCUUCUCGCCAGCAUCUCCAACAUUUCUCCUCACCUCAUGAUUGUCAUUGCCUCCGUGUGA